UCUGGCUCAGCAAGCGACGGGCACACUGGCGCAAAGCACAAAACAGAACAGUCGGACGGAAACGGAAUCGAAGAGAAAGAAAGAAAUGCAAUCUGUGCCGUAAGCGGGGGCGUGGAAUCAUAGUUUUGACAGCCAGGAGCGAGUCAUUCAUUGUUAGCUGCAGACCAGCAGUGCCGAAAAACCGCCGAAUCCCCGCCAGAGCCGGUGACGUACGCACUGCUGUGUGUUCAAAAAAGGGGACUCGAAAGGCGGGAUAACCGUGGCGAAGAAGGGUGGAGGUGGAAGAAGGCGUCGACAGAAGCAAUCAAGUGGCAACAGAAGAUAGCCGGGGCAAAAUGCAAAAAGUUAAUUAGUCGGGGCAAAAUCAAAUCGGACACCCCGCCGUGGGGCGACGCCAUGGAAUUCGCCGACCUGAUAAAGACCCCCAAGCUGGACGGAGUCCUGCUGCACGACCCAUCCAAUGCGGGGGCGACGGGUGCAACAGUUGGCACACUGUGCAUCACUGGACACCAUUUGCUACUCAGCGCCCGCCAGGAAAACAGCCAGGAGCUAUGGUUGCUGCACAAGAACAUCGACUGUGUGGAGAAGAAGCCUAGUUUGUCGCAGAACAUCGUGGUCGGUGGCCUUAUCACCCUGAAGUGCAAGGACCUGCGUAUCAUUUCGCUGGAGAUCAAGUGCGGCAAGGAGUUCUACAACGUGGCCGCAUCGCUGGAGGCACUCAGUGCCAUCCAGAACACCGAACUGCUGUAUCCAUUUUUCUACCGGCCCAUGUACUCGAUCCUAGAGGACGGCUACACGAUGUUUAGGCCCGAGCUGGAGUUCGCCAAGCUCAUAAGCGGGGUGGGCAUGGGCGGUGGGUCCUCGCCGAAUGUGGCCAACAUAACAAUUUGCAUGCCAUCAACCUCGACAUCGACGUUGACUGUGAGCGCCGGCAUACCCCACCCUCUGCAAAAUGGCUUUGCGAUAGACGCCCUUGCUGGCGGUGGUGUUGGUAGUGGUGUGGGAGGUGGAGCGCUUCAAGGUCCCCAGACCUCCUGCGAGUGGCGCAUCACCAACGUCAACAGAGACUUCAGCGUCUGUGCCACAUAUGGUGCCACGCUAAUUGUACCUAAAGCAAUUACGGACGAGCAAAUAGUGCUAUCUGCUGCGUUCCGGGAUGGCGGCCGCUUUCCCGUGCUCAGCUACAGGCAUGAAAAUGGCGCCACGCUGAUGCGCAGCUCCCAGCCGCAGUCCAUUCAGGGUAUCAAGCGCUGCAGAGCUGAUGAGGCUAUCCUAAAUCUGGUGCUGGGUCGCAGUCGCAAGGGGUUCAUCGUGGACACCUGGGGAAAGGGGAAGUCAAAUACGGAGACUGACCUGCACUACUCGCAGUGGAAGAAGGUAAACCGUUCGAUUGGAAACGUCAGUUCGCCCGCCUCUAUCCUGGACAGUUUUGCUCGGCUGAUCGAGGCUUGCAACGAUUUGGGGUGCAGUACGGAUAAGUGGCUAUCGCGACUGGAAAGCAGCGGCUGGCUUAGUCUCGUGCUGAACUCUCUGAACGCCUCUUGUGUGGUGGCCCAAUGUCUGGAUCAGGAGGGAAGUCCAGUGUUGGUGCACGGUGCUAAGGGGUUGGAUUCCACGCUUAUCGUCACCUCACUGGUGCAGAUCAUCCUCAAUCCCGACUGCCGGACUGUAAGGGGUUUACAGGCUUUAAUAGAGCGUGAGUGGAUCCAGGCGGGACAUCCGUUCGCUUCCCGUCAUCGCUUCUCAUGCUAUACACCAAAUCAGACACGCAAUAAGACAUCUGGUGCCACCUUCGUCCUCUUUCUGGAUUGCAUUUAUCAGCUUUACAUGCAGUUUCCCUGCAGCUUUGAAUUCAGCACUCAACUGCUGAUCCUUCUAUUCGAGCACAGUCACUUUUCGCAGUACGGAACUUUCCUGUGCGAUUCAGAGCGCGAGCGGUACGAACUGAACGUGCACACCAGGACGACGAGCUUGUGGUCUUAUUUGAACCGGCCUGAUGUCCUUCAGACACUCUUGAAUCCGCUGUACGAGCCCAACGCUAAUGUGAUAUGGCCAUCGGUGGCGCCCAUAAGCUUAGAGCUGUGGAGUGAUCUCUAUUUGCGAUGGGUAAUCGAUCAACGUAGCUCAGCCACAGUUAUGUCGCAAAUUCAGGAACUUGUCACCCGCGAAAAGGAACUUAGAACUCAGGCCCUCAAACUGCGAAAACAAGCCUUGGAGCUCGGCCAGGAAGUCUCGACCCUCAUGAAAAGUGGAAAAGAUACAUAGUCGGCUACCUCAGAUGUUCUCUAUAUUUUAAUCUCCUGCAUGAUAUACACUUAUUUUUGAUACGUUCUGUUGCAAGAUUUCGACAAUUAUUUAAGCACAUAACAAACCUAAUGUUAAGUCACUAAAAGUUCCAUUUACAAGAAAUUAUGCUGAAGGAAAACGAAAAUAAACAAGGUAAUUAAAUUAUUAGGUAAACCAUAUGAUCUGCUUUUGGAUCAAUUCAACACUCAAUUUUAGACAUACGUGUGUCCAUUUUUACCAACUAUACUUCUAUUGAAUAAGUUCAGCAAAGUAAAUAUAAACAGAAAACUUAAAGAGGAACUGCUGUAACUUAAAAAUUUCCUUGUAAAACGCUCUCUACUCUCAGACUCAGAUUAGGAUUCGAAACUGCACAAUGCAACUAUUUGGGUCAAUUUUUGACGCAUUUACUUUUAUGGAAUUUUUAGCGCAUAAGUCUCUGAAAUUACCUAUUUAUAGUACUUACUUGUGUGUCAGUUAUUUAGUGGCCAGAAGCCACGGAUCAAAUUAAGUAUUAUAAACUCAAAAGAUUUGCCUUUUUCGAAAUAUUUGUAUGUAAAUUUGAUUAAAUCGCAUAAAUUUAAAGCUUCAAAAGCGUUUACAUUAGAAAUAUGCUGUGCAUGCGUUGGUAUACCCAAAAACAAAAAUAUUGUACAUUAUAUACUUAUAAAUGUUUGUAGUUGUUAUCCAUUGUGUGUUUAUUUCGAAUUGUGAUAGAAUUUGAAAUGACCGAAAUUUGUAUGUAAUUUAUAUUCAUAUUUACACUUAUAUUGUGCGUUUUUUGAGUAAUUAUCGCUUAAGUGCAAUAAAUACGUGUUAAUUUGCA
This is a messenger RNA of Drosophila erecta, 3109 nucleotides long. RefSeq names its product myotubularin-related protein 9. The record is from RefSeq and is a predicted model, not a curated record. Gene Ontology annotation, biological process: negative regulation of autophagy. The transcript is spliced from 7 exons. Bases 397 to 2265 code for a protein of 622 amino acids. Lineage: Eukaryota; Metazoa; Arthropoda; Insecta; Diptera; Drosophilidae.